AGUUCAGUCACUUUCCAAGUCAGCUGAAGGCAAGAGGAAGCACUAGAGAGAGCCCUUACUUCAGUGGGUCUCUGAGGUUUAUAGACUUGGCUUGCUAGAAAUCUCAAGGAGAUGAUGGCAGGAAUGAAAAUCCAGCUGGCAUGCAUGAUACUCCUGGCUUUCAGCUCCUGGAGUCUGUGCUCAGAUUCAGAAGAGGAAAUGAAAGCACUGGAAGCAGAUUUAUUGACCAAUAUGCAUACAUCAAAGAUCAGUAAGGCAAGGGUUCCAUCUUGGAAAAUGACCCUGCUAAAUAUUUGCAGUCUGAUAAAUAACCUCAACAGCCAAGCUGAGGAAACAGAGGAGUUUCGUGAAGAGGACCUUAUUACAAGAAGGAAAUUCCCCACUGCUUUAGAUGGCUUUAGCUUGGAAGCAAUGUUGACAGUAUACCAGAUCCGAAAUAUCUGUCACAGCAGGGCCUUUCAACACUGGGAGUUAAUUCAGGAAGAUGUUCUUGAAAAUGGAAAUGACAAAAAUGAAAAGGAAGAAGUUAUAAAGAGAAAAAUUCCUUACAUUCUGAAACGACAGCUAUAUGAGAAUAAACCCAGAAGACCUUACAUACUCAAAAGAGGUUCUUACUACUACUGAGAGAAUAUUUGUUUACAUGUGAUUGUGACUUAUCAUUCUUUAAUUAAAUAUCAAAUUAUAUUUGUGUGGAAAUGUGACAAAACAGAAUUAUUUUGUCUCUGCUACAUUGUGGUUUAUUGGAUGUGAUUUUUCUGCAUUAAUAUAAAUUGGGCUAAAUGUUUUCAAAUAAAUCUAGAUCUUGA
Messenger RNA from Pteropus alecto (black flying fox), 806 nucleotides. RefSeq names its product neurotensin (gene NTS). Bases 112 to 624 code for a protein of 170 amino acids. The record is from RefSeq and is a predicted model, not a curated record. NCBI's taxonomy places the organism in Eukaryota, Metazoa, Chordata, Mammalia, Chiroptera, Pteropodidae. Gene Ontology annotation, molecular function: neuropeptide hormone activity. The transcript has 4 exons. Gene Ontology annotation, cellular component: axon terminus; extracellular region.